AGAUUAUGAUUUUUGUUUUCUUUCACCAAUUUCCAAUUUCAUAACAAAAAUAAUUUUUUAUUUUUCAAUAUUUUUGCUUCUUUGGUCAUAUGUUUGCAUAUGAUAUUUUUGGUCAUCCACUCGAAAUCAUCAUUGGACGAGGAAAAUUUAUAAUUUUUUUUUUUUUUUUUUUGAAAAAAAAAACAGAACAGUUAUCAUUGCCGUCAAAAGUCUGUUUGUUUGUCUUUAUCAUUAUCUUGUCAAAAAAAAAUGAGUGCCCGAGAUCGUAUCAGUAUAUUUCCAUCUCGUAUGGCCCAAACGAUCAUGAAAGGUCGUUUAAAAGGUGCACAAAAAGGUCAUUCAUUAUUGAAGAAAAAAGCCGAUGCAUUACAGUUUCGUUUUCGUGCCAUUUUAAAGAAAAUUGUUGAAACAAAAUCAUUGAUGGGCGAUGUUAUGCGUGAAGCAUUAUUUUCAUUAGCCGAAGGUAAAUUUGCCACCAAAUCCGAUUUCAACAAUAUUGUAUUGCAAAACGUAAAUAAAGCACAAUUUGGAGUGAUUACCCAACAGGAUAAUGUGGCCGGUGUAUUAUUGCCUGUAUUUGAAACGGCACAAAGUGGUGCCGAUUCCAAUGAAUUAGCUGGCCUUUCUGGUGGUGGACAACAAUUUACACGUAUUAAAAAAAAUUUUGAACGUGCAAUCAAAUUAUUGGUUGAUUUGGCUUCAUUACAAACAUCAUUCAUAACAUUGGAUGAUAUUAUCAAAUCUACUAAUCGUCGUGUUAAUGCAUUAGAACAUGUUGUAAUACCACGUAUUGAACGUACUAUACAAUAUAUUUUAUCCGAAUUAGAUGAAAUGGAACGUGAAGAAUUUUAUCGUUUGAAAAAGAUACAGGAAAAAAAGAAAAAAAUGCGUGCAAAAUCUGAAGCUAAUUUAAAAUUGCUUAAACAACGAGGUAAUUAUCAGGAACCACAAAGCCUAUUGGAUUUAGAUGAAGAUGACCAACAAGAGAUUCUUUUCUAAAUAAAAAAUCAAUCAAUCAAUCAAAUCAAUGAUGUAUAAUGUCAUUAUUUCUUCUAAUUAAUAUAUAUAUGCUUUACUAGUCCAGAUUUUAUAGAAAACAUUUUCACUUUCCCAAAAAAAAUUCUCUUUGUAUAAUCAACUUAUAAAUUAAUCAGAUAUGAUAUUCUUUGAAUGAAGAAAAAAAAUUCAAUUGUUUCUUACAAGAUCUAAA
This is a messenger RNA of Dermatophagoides farinae (American house dust mite), 1210 nucleotides long. RefSeq names its product V-type proton ATPase subunit D. Gene Ontology annotation, molecular function: proton-transporting ATPase activity, rotational mechanism. NCBI's taxonomy places the organism in Eukaryota, Metazoa, Arthropoda, Arachnida, Sarcoptiformes, Pyroglyphidae. The record is from RefSeq and is a predicted model, not a curated record.